AAGAUUUGAAAAAACAAAUGAGAUGCUGGUGAAUUGUAAUGCCUUAUUAAGCUCUCGUUAUGUUGGUGCAAGUAAAGAUCUGAAAAAACACAUCGCUCUUUUAGUGGAUUUAAAGAAAGAUCUUGACUCUGUAUUUCGAAGAAUCAGAUUUCUUAAAAUGAAAUUGUCUCAGCAGUAUCCGGAAUCAUUUUCUGCAUGCAGUAGUGUAUUUAAUAUUCUUGAUGAAGAAGAAGAACAAGAUGAAAAGGAGAAUACUUCAGCAUACAAUCUGCAAGCUCCUGACAUAAGUACUACAGUUGCCAGUAGUUCUGGCAGCAGAGGAAGUUCACCAACAUCUGCAUCUACUUCAACAUCAGAUAGCUGAUUAUUUAUUUAUUUUAUUAUAAUAUUCCAGUUCUUAAAAUUGAAUUACUAUACAUGAUUCAGACUUUGUCUAAUUUCUGCAUUUGUUGCAUGAAAAUGUAAUUAUCUCAUUUCUCUAGUCAGAAUGUGAUGUGUACUUAUAUUGCUCCAGUGAAAUCUGCUAUGUUAUUUUAUAGAAUAAUUCAGAACAUUAUUUUUGUGCAUUAUCAAAAGCAGAUUUUAUUAAGUUAUAAAAACAAAACUGCUACCAAUUGUUGAAAUAUUUAGUUAAUAUUCAUAUAUUUUUAGAAAUUUUUUUAAUGAUUAUUUGAAACAUACAGAUUACAUAUGUGGUACCACUUAUGCUAAAUCUCAUACUUUUGAGGAAAGGUCUUAUGUCUUUUAAGGUUAAAAAUACAUCUGUUGUAAUUUAAACAGCUUUGUUUGUAAUGAAUGUAUGUCAUUUUGUAGUGAGAUUUUUUAAUAAUGGAACUUCAUGCUAUAAUUACUAGAUAAGAAAAUAACUGAUAUUAUUAAUUUUUAAGCUGUUACCUCUCAACAUUUCAAGAAAUGCUCAGUUAUUCUUGUGCUGUGAGCUUAAUUUUGAUAUGUCAUUGUCCAAUUCCUUUCUUACUGCUAACUUAGUGUUGUUAUUUCUUGAUAUGUUCAAUUACGAUGUAAAAUGGCUUUUUGAGGAAAGUUUUCAACCAGGGUAACCACUGUUUGAUGUGAAAAUUCAGUUAUCAAUAAUAAGAUAGAUAUUAUUUCGCUAAAUUUUUCCAUUUUUUUAAUGCUGUCUGGCUUUAUAUAUUGGCGACACAGGCAGUUGCGUGGGGUGUCUAUUUUCAAAUGGUGGUAGCUAAGUUGUUUCCACUAGGGGCAACUAAAUAAAAGUAUAUUUGGCUUUGUGAUAAAUGCAUUUAAUAUAUGUAGGAUGGCAAGUAUACAAAUCGCUUAAGGUGCAAAAAAUUCUGAGCUGGGCCUGCUCCUGAAACAUUACUUCAAAAUCAAAAAAAGGCAUUAAUGUUUAUUACAGUUAUUAUUUAGUCCUUAGUAACACUUAUAUAAUAUGGUAUUAGACAGACAUGGCCUUCAUUCCAUAUAAAUAACAAAAAAGAUAAAUAAAUGUGUGUUUUGUUGUUUAAUAUAAUAGUCUUUUUAGACUUUUGUACUUUUAAGAUGUGCAUACUUUGUUUGCAUAUCUUAAAAGAUAAGUAAUGCAGAAGAGUUAUGGAGAAAAUUUAUUUUAUUUAUGCUAUAUAUUACAGAUGACAUGAAUAUUUUUGGUGUUAAUAAUGUCAAAAACCUUACAAAAUCCAAAAUCUGCAUGUAACUUUUUGCCUCCUCCUUAUGUUACUAUUAUUGUUCUGUUGCUGACUGGAAGCCUUAAUGAUAGUAUAAACAUUAAUUAAUUUAUAUUUUGUAUUAUGCUAUAUGUAUUAGAUAUUGUGUUUUUACAGUGGAAGAAAAUGUUUAACUAAGAACAUUUUUAGAAAGAGCAAUACAUUGGCUCUUUCAUGAUACAGUACUUACAUUCCCCUUCUUAUGAAUGAGUUACUUUCUGAAUGACUGUUUGUACUAUGAAUUUGUUUGUAAAAUGUCUUUGGUUUGCUGCAAAUGUAUCCUAAGAAUGUUCAUAAUAUAAGAGUUAUAAAUACUAUUAGUUGAAAUGCUAAAAUAAAUAAAUAAUAAAUUUUCAAUUUAAAUACAGAACAUUAGAAGUAAAAAAUUACAUGUAAAUAAAGAAUUACAGUAUGUAU
Messenger RNA from Stegodyphus dumicola, 2102 nucleotides. RefSeq names its product kxDL motif-containing protein CG10681. Gene Ontology annotation, cellular component: BORC complex. NCBI's taxonomy places the organism in Eukaryota, Metazoa, Arthropoda, Arachnida, Araneae, Eresidae. The record is from RefSeq and is a predicted model, not a curated record. Gene Ontology annotation, biological process: lysosome localization.